Molecule: messenger RNA, 631 nt
Organism: Megachile rotundata (alfalfa leafcutting bee)
Lineage: Eukaryota; Metazoa; Arthropoda; Insecta; Hymenoptera; Megachilidae
Source: RefSeq, a predicted model, not a curated record
AUGACAAACUCCUGCCGAUUGUUCACCACAGAAUACAGACGCAAUUUUGUGAAACACAAAUUGAAACCGGUGGAUAAUCUCAGGAUAAUUCAAGGUGGUGGAUUCGAGGAACGCAUAGAGGAAGGACAAAUUGACCCUCGUAUAGCAUCGAUUCCUAGUCAACUGGAUGAUGCUGCUGAACAAUUAGUUUACAAUCACCGUCUUGAUUAUCUGAGAUCUGUUUAUCAAGUCACCUUCACUAAUCCUUGGUUGCCACGGUCUAAGAGACAUAUCGCCAAAGAAAAACCGGAAGAAAAGGAUUUCGAAAAUGAAUUAGUUGCGUACAUUCAUGAUCUUUAUUUCGAUCCUCACAAUGAGAAGGUUCUUGCUCCUCCGGUGACUACGAAACGAGGUAAACCUUUCGUUCAAGUUGAAAUACUUAAUAUUGAAAACAAUCUGAAUCAAGUAUCCUCAUGUGACACUUUGUAUAAUUUAUACUUUAAUUGAAUUUUAGUAUAUCCUUUUUUGCUUUCGAUCGAAUCAUUUAAUAUGUGUUCUUACUAUGUGUGUGUUUAGUACUUGGGUACAUGAGACCGUUACUACUACAUGGAGGCCUUUCAAUGUAUCAAGAUACUUUUGGUCGUACAGGAGC